This is a messenger RNA of Zonotrichia leucophrys gambelii, 447 nucleotides long. RefSeq names its product gamma-aminobutyric acid type B receptor subunit 1-like. The annotation marks the transcript as partial. The record is from RefSeq and is a predicted model, not a curated record. The transcript has 4 exons. Lineage: Eukaryota; Metazoa; Chordata; Aves; Passeriformes; Passerellidae.
UUUGUCCCUUCCUGUCCCCAGAUGUCCCCUCUGUCCCCUCUGCUGCUGCUGCUGCUGCUCCUGUCCCGCCCCGCCCUCGGCGCCGUCCACGUCAACCUCACCGAAGGCUGCCAGAUCAUCCACCCGCCACGGGACGGUGGGAUCCGCUACCGGGGGCUGACGCCGGACGAGGUGCGGAGCGUUCGGUUCCUGCCCUUCGACUACGAGAUCGAGUACGUGUGCCGGCCCGAGCGCGAGAUCGUGGGGCCCAAGGUGCGCAAGUGCCAGCGCGACGGCACCUGGACGGCCAUGGGCCACCCCAGCCGCUGCCUGCGGACGUGUCCCAAGUCCCACCUGAGCCUGGAGAACGGCCAGGUGACCGCUUUGGGGCCACCACCACACAUCCAUCUUGAGGUUCACCAACUGCGGACGUGUCCCAAGUCCCACCUGAGCCUGGAGAACGGCCAG